Microcebus murinus (gray mouse lemur) is the source of this 4808-nucleotide messenger RNA. NCBI's taxonomy places the organism in Eukaryota, Metazoa, Chordata, Mammalia, Primates, Cheirogaleidae. The record is from RefSeq and is a predicted model, not a curated record.
CAUCCCGGGCCCUGAGCUCUGCCUGGGGAUGCUGACAUGAACAGGGACCCAGAAGAAGUGGCUGCCACCAUCCCUCCUGUCCCAGCAGGGGGAUGCUGGCUAAGGUCACCAGCCUAGUUGGUCACUGCCAGGACCCCGCUACCCCUCAGGUGCCUCCAGCUGAGCCCUGGAAGGGCGGGUCUCAGUGAGCCUGGACGGGGAAGCACCCAGUCUCUCAGUCGCUCUGGGUGGGGGGAGGGGCGAUGUGAGACAGGCCCGUGCAGCUCCCAGCUCCUUGUCUGUCACCUUUCACUUUCCUUCCUCCCCGCCCACCUGGCUGCCAGUGUGACCUUUUCCCCUUUGUCCUUCCUCAUGCACCAUUUCCUCUCCCUCCUGAGGCUGGGUGGAGGAGGGUGGCAUGUGGGACCCUGGUGAGCAGAAGCUCACCCCAACCGAGGCCCCAGGCAAGGAACUGCAGACAAGGGGGGUGAGCUUAUGGAGUCGGGGCUGCCCAGAGCUGUUUGGGUGGGAAGUUUUGAAUGAUGGUUUGGGAUGGAGAAUGGGGACAGACCUGCAGAAACGGGGUGAGGUUGAGGGUCCUACAAGGGGGUACGUGGCCACACUAGGGAAGGGCAGAGAGGGAGGAGGGGGUAAGAAUGAGGGGGAAGCCAUUCCAGGAAGCCAGAAUCCAGUGGCAGGUUGGGAGGGACAAGAGGGUCCAUGGAAGAGCCCCGCUCUACCGUGGUCCCAUGGACACCCGGUUGGGAGACUUGGGCUGCAGUGGGCCAUGAGCAGGACGCCGUGCUUAGGUCUCUGGCUCAUCGUGGGAGGUGAGGCGGGGGCCUCCUUUCUCCUGCGCCCGCUGGGCCGGGCCAGUGGACCCUUCCAGCCAGAGGCCAUGAGGCCAUGGGGCUUUUACCACCUGAGGGAAAGGCUGGUGGUUGGGAUCCCCCUGGACCCCACUUCCCACUGGUGGGGACAGCUGAUGUCCUGCCCCUUGUCCCUUCACCCCAGAAGAGAGCAGGGAGGGACAGGAUGUUGGAGAGAGGGAGACAGAGCGACAGAUGCUGCCAUGGAGGGAAAACUAGGUGCCGGGGAAGACAGCUGCUGGUGGCAAGCAGGGACGGGGAUCCUCUUCCACGAGCACCCUGCCUGUCCCCAGGUUGCCCUUUCCCGCCUUUCUGCUCAUGGCUCCUUCCUGCCCAUCCCCAGGAGUUGUGCCCCUGCUGCUGGUUCUGCACUGGAAACACGGGGCAGGGAGCCCCCUCCCCAUCACCCCUGGCAACGGCACCUGCGCCACACGCCACCCAUGUCACAGCAACCUCAUGAACCAGAUCAGGAACCAGCUGGCGCAGCUCAACGGCAGCGCCAAUGCCCUCUUCAUUCUCUAUUACACAGCCCAGGGGGAGCCGUUCCCCAACAAUCUGGACAAACUGUGUGGCCCCAACGUGACGGACUUCCCGCCCUUCCACGCCAACGGCACGGAGAAGGCCAAGCUGGUGGAGCUGUAUCGCGUCAUCGCGUACCUGGGUGCCUCCCUGGGCAACAUCACCCGGGACCAGAAGCUCCUUAACCCCAGCGCCCUCAGCCUGCACAGCAAGCUCAACGCCACCGCCGACGUCUUGCGGGGCCUCCUCAGCAACGUGCUGUGCCGCCUGUGCAGCAAGUACCACGUGGCCCAUGUGGACGUGGCCUACGGCCCCGACACCUCGGGCAAGGACGUCUUCCAGAAGAAGAAGCUGGGCUGUCAGCUCCUGGGGAAGUACAAGCAGGUCAUCGCCGUGGUGGCCCAGGCCUUCUAGGCAGGGGUCUCGGAGUGCGCCAUGAACCGAGGGAUUUAGGGAGUGGGAUCCAGUUGUGGGGGGAUCUCAAGGGGUGGCCAGGGACACACCAAGCCCAAAUGGGGGCUGCUGGCAGACCCCACGGGGUUCCUAGCUGUCCACUGCACGCCGGGUGGGCUGUGCUGGAACUGAGCAGGGUCGUCACUUCUGUGGGCAGGGCCUACGGCCAGCGCUGACUCGAAGAAGGUGCCCCUUCCUCUGGGAGAUGCGACCACGUGUCGGAUUGGCAAGGGGGGUGUGGGCUGGACUUCUGCCCCCUCUUGUCCCCUCAGUCCAUUGCUCACUGUGCAGUGAGCAAACCACACAAGUUGUCUGCAGCAGCCCUGGCCACAGGGCGAGCCAGCAGGGCUCAGGAGAGUUGCUGGCCCCAGCGAAUGACAGCCUUUGCUGUCCCUUGGGUAGACUUCGGAAGGCUCGAGGGGCACUCGAGUGGGCCAGAGGUGCUGGGAUGCCAGAGGACACCUUGUCCUCUAGAAGUUUGGUGAGUGGAAGACAGAGAAGGGGCCCUGGGGUGGGCUGCUGUCUUCUCGUGAGCUCAGGCUUAGGGACUGUCAGGUGGAAGUUUCUAGAAGGAGGCCACUGGUGUGCAGGCUUUUGGAGAGGCAGAAAGGCCACCUUCAGGCCUGGGAAGGAGGAGAGACCAUGGAAGCCUUAGCGGGCUCGUCUUCUCUUCCCUGCAGUCUUCCCUGCAGCCUUGGCCAGCCAGGGUCUGGCGGUCACUGGAGGUGGGUUUGUGCAGGUGAGCAGGGCAGGACAGGUUGCGAAGGUUCUGGGAGACCCAGCGUCUUCCUUCUGGGCAGGGUCUGUGGGGGAAGGGCUGGGGUGGCUCAGAGCAGCAGUUCCCAUCUGAGGCCCACAGAGGCCCUAUGAGGUCACACAAAGGUACUUGAGGGAGACCAGAGGCCGUCUCUGGUCCCUAGUGCAAGGGGGCAGUAGAACUUGAGGUCAAGGUCUCAGGGAAGCCUGAGGUCCAAGAAUGCUGUGUCUGACCCAGCGUGAUUUCUAUUUAUUAUGAUGUCCUAUUUAUAUUAACUUAUUGGUGCUUUCAAUGGCAAAGUCAAUUCCCCUUUCCUGCUCCUUAACUCAACAAAAAUACUGUGCGGGCUCCUUACACAGGAGCCAGCUCUGGGGCUUGGCAGGGCCUGGUCUGGCAGGCGGUGAUGUUACAAGUGGAACACGGUGAAGCUCAGAGAAGUGUCAGGAUCUGAGAGAACUCGAGGCCCGGGUGGAGGUGGGGGACCUGGCUCCGUCCCCCAGCCCCACUGUGACUCCUUUUGGUGGUGUCAGGGUCCGGGCUAUAGGGGCUAGGCCAGAUGCUUGAUUUUCUUGGCCACAGGGGGCUGGUUCACCCUGUGCUCUGGCACCCCUGGCUUUGUGCAACAAGCAGCACCAUUGCUGAUUGAAAGGGCACCCCCAGCAGUGGGCAAGGCAGCCCUGGUGGCCUGCCCCGUCGCUGUUCCCUUGCCCCCAGGCUGCCUCUGAACUAGCAGUCAGGGGCCCUGGAACAGUCCGCAGCACCCAGCAUGCUCCCACGCGGCGGGGAAGCUCCUCCGGUGGCCCGAACACCCACGGAGGGCGUGGGGGCCUGGCUGGACCCCGGGAAGUCGGAGCAGCGGUGGGGAAGCAGCCGCCCCUCCUCCAGGGAGGGCGAGCGAGGCCUGAGACGGCUGGGACUCGGACCAGGAAGCUGUGGUCCCUCCUGCCCCACCCCCUCCCACUCCCACCCAUGUCUGGGCUCCCAGGCGGGGAACCCGAUCCUUUCCUUUCGCUGGGGCCAGGCAAGUGGAGAAACGCCCUCCGUCUGAGAGCAGGGGAGGGACACGCUGCUCAGAGCAGCCGUCUGAGCCCAGAGCAGGGCACUCCUCCAAGUUCAGCCACAAGAUUGUGGCACUAAUGAGGGCACUUCACUUUGCACCUUUCUCUGGUGUUCUCUAAGCACUUUACCUGGAUGGCAGGUGGGCAGGCCCCGAGGCCGGGUGGGCGUGGCGGGCUAGGAGUUGUCCAUCCCAACAGCGAGACUAAGAUAUGGCUGUUUGAACGUGGGUCGCAGAGGCUUGGCGUGGACCUAGCUGCGCUCCCCCAAGCUGGGCUUCCAGAAGAACACACUUACCUGGAAGCAGGGGCCUGCCCACUCUCCGGUCACCCCGCGGACACGGAUGCUGUGUGGGGCCCCGCCGGGCGGCUCCAAGGGCUCAGGAAGCAGAGUAUCUCCUUGCUGUCCGCACGGUGGCCGGCUCUGUGACACCCUCCUGCCCAGCCUGGACUCAGCCCUUGGGCACAAACCUCAGCUCUGUCCAGACCCCGCUGGGCUGCACGGCACCACUGAAUCGGGGAGCCCUCGUGCAACACAGCCUCGCGGGCUGGGAGCUGCACUUCUGUUCCUUUUCAUCUGCUCUUGUUGGCCACACCUGUCCCUGGGCCAGAGGGGGAGGGAGGCACCAUUGGCAGAGGACAGGGCAGGACAGUCACUUUGUAAUUUAUCAGGAGAGAAGUAUGGGGCCCUUAUUUAUUAUUUAAAAAUUGAAAUGAAAAAGCACUGCUAGUUUAUUCAUCUCUCCUCCCGGUCCUCCUCGUCCUCUUCUUUGUCCCUGGCUGCGGGACGUCCACCCUGGCCCAAGCAGGCCGGCUCUGCAGAGGUGACGUAGCGCAGCGGGUUGGAGCCCCGGACUCCAGCGAGGUAGCGAUUUCCCUUCGGACGGUACAGACGGGUACCUUAGACCCGUCUCCAGUCCCCACCUGACCCCGGUGCCACGUGCUGGCCCGGUGGCCCACCGUGUGGCCUUAGAGGUUUCCCUCCUGGCUUUCUGCUGGAAAGGACUUGGCCUUGGGUUACAAUUUCCUCUUUGAUGAAUGUACCCUGUGGGGAUGUUUCAUGCUGACAGAUUUUUUAUUUAUUCAAUGUCAUAUUUAAAAUAUUUAUUUUUUAUACCGAAGGAAUACUUUUUUUUUUUUUAAGAAAAAGGAGAAAUGAAUAAAGAAUCUGCUCUU